UAGGUUUUCAAAAAAAAAAAAUGGUUUGUGAGUUGAUGGUGUCCCACUUUUCUUCACCAACAACAUCAUAUCAUUUCUGGACGUGUAUCCCAUUACUUCUUCAUCAGUUCAGUUUCUGUACAUAUAAAACAUUAAUUACACAGACUUUAAUCUACACUACACCGAUCAUCGAUCAAACUAAACCACAGUAGACAUGAAGCUGAUGAUCACAUCUUCAUGCAAGCGUUUCAUCUUCUCCCCAUUCAAGAAAAUAAUGCUUCACCUCUUCAAAUUCAGGCUCCGAAACUCUCUCUCCGUCGGCCGGCGGCUCCGCCGUCCAAGACAGCGCAGAAUCGCCGGCGAACGCCGCAUCCGGCGAAGUAUUUUCCGAUAUUUAAGGAAGGAGAGAGAGGACGACGACGAAGAUGAGGCGAUGGAGCUGAAGAGCUACUCGGACACGACGAUUAAUCAGAAGGCGCCGUUUCCCUCUCCUUUGACUCCGGCGUAUGUGAGGAAUAAUGGUCGGGAAGAUGGGCGGAUUCCGGACGAGAUGGACGGCGGCGAUGCGUGUAGAAGGUUCGAGAAGUGCUUGGCGGGGAUAGUGGCCGGAGAAGGGAGAAUGGGGGUUAGGGAUUUGAAUAUGGAUGUUGAGGAUUUGGUUUACUGCUGGGAGAAUCUGAGGUGUCCGGUGUUCUUGGAUCUUGUUUGCAGAUUCUAUAGAGAGUUAUGCAAGGAUGUGUUUUCCGACAACGUUGAUCCUAACAUCGAGUUACACUUGAAGAAUCAUAAUAGGAAUUAAUGAAAUUACUUUUUGUCUCAGUUAUUAUAAUCAAAAGAAUUGAAGAAAUUCAUUACUCCUUCCCAUGCACACGGAAGUUAUAUUGCGGGUGUGGGUGAUGAUUCUCAUAUUAUUCUUUAG
Messenger RNA from Ipomoea triloba (trilobed morning glory), 898 nucleotides. RefSeq names its product transcription repressor OFP17-like. NCBI's taxonomy places the organism in Eukaryota, Viridiplantae, Streptophyta, Magnoliopsida, Solanales, Convolvulaceae. The record is from RefSeq and is a predicted model, not a curated record. Gene Ontology annotation, biological process: negative regulation of DNA-templated transcription. Bases 194 to 778 code for a protein of 194 amino acids. The transcript has a single exon.